GCACUGACGACACACGGGACUUUCUGACAGCUGACAGCAGGGAAAGACGGCUUUUGCACGUCGCCUCUUUCGCAGCUGGAUCCAAGUGCGUGCGCACUCGUGCGCUCGCAUCAUAAAACCACACACUUCUGUCGAAAAUGGCUAUUCUCUGCCCGCGCUCUCUCACACCCAAGUGCACGACACCAGAACACCACACGCUUACUGUCAUCUGGCCCCGAUGUUCCCGCCGAUGUGGCUGCUGGCCGGCUGGCGAUGGCUGUGCUGUGACUGUGAUCGUGCGACUGUGACCGUGACCGUGGCGGCGCGCCGUCGCUGCUCUCUGCUGAUCGGUUUCCGUUCUCCCACCUAGACGGACCGGCCAUAGUGGCCAUAAAUUUGAUGAUUCGUAGCAUUGCUCGCAUUGACGAUGUCACAAUGGAGUACAGCGUUCAGCUCAUCUUCCGCGAGAAGUGGACCGAUGAGAGGCUCAAGUUCGACGACAUGCAGGGUCGCGUCGGCUACCUGACCCUGACCGACCCGCGGCGCAUCUGGAUGCCCGACCUCUUCUUCAAGAACGAGAAGACGGGUCACCUGCACGAGAUCACAAUGCCCAACAUGUACAUCCGUAUUUUCGCCGACGGCGGAGUUCUGUACAGCGUGAGGUGA
Molecule: messenger RNA, 645 nt
Organism: Pollicipes pollicipes
Lineage: Eukaryota; Metazoa; Arthropoda; Thecostraca; Pollicipedomorpha; Pollicipedidae
Product: glutamate-gated chloride channel
Exons: 3
Coding region: 379-645 (88 amino acids)
Biological process (GO): monoatomic ion transport
Cellular component (GO): membrane
Molecular function (GO): extracellular ligand-gated monoatomic ion channel activity
Source: RefSeq, a predicted model, not a curated record